This is a messenger RNA of Annulohypoxylon maeteangense, 2000 nucleotides long. RefSeq names its product cyclin-domain-containing protein. Gene Ontology annotation, cellular component: nucleus; cyclin-dependent protein kinase holoenzyme complex. The transcript has 2 exons. Bases 497 to 1615 code for a protein of 372 amino acids. Lineage: Eukaryota; Fungi; Ascomycota; Sordariomycetes; Xylariales; Hypoxylaceae. Gene Ontology annotation, biological process: regulation of cyclin-dependent protein serine/threonine kinase activity. The record is from RefSeq and is a predicted model, not a curated record. Gene Ontology annotation, molecular function: protein kinase binding; cyclin-dependent protein serine/threonine kinase regulator activity.
ACUUGAUCGGUGGGCUAGAAGGCUUUUUAGGUAAGAAAAGGUUAAGAACCUGGAUGGGUGUGGGUCUCCGUCGUAGGAAAGGACGUAUUGCCCGAACAAAUGACUGGGCAAGCAGCGCUUUAGAAAUUUGCCUUCUCCGGUCUAUGGUGCAUUUCUUGGCCUUCCUUACAACUCAAAAACCCUUCAAUCAUGGAGUUCGAGCAUAUCCAUGUCCCACUAUCGCUUCUCACAAAUAGCGGACUUCUCGUCAGAUUUUGACGGACUGUCACCUAAACCGAUUUCCCCCUUUUUAGGUAAACCGCAAACGUACAAGCGAAGAAAAUCAUUCGACAGAAAAUAGCGGCCCGUUCCUACGUAUGUAUGAACCGUAGGAGAGAGUCUAAUCUGCUGCGGCCUAAUCUGCAAAUUCCUGCGACUUUCUGCGACUCCUGCGACUCCUGUGACCCUAUUACCAACGCGGCUGAGACAUUAUGACGCCUUAGACGCUUUGGGAAUCAUGUUAACUUCGUCGUCGCCAACUAUACUAGGAGCAGCAAGCGCAUCACCGAGGACAUUCCACUAUGCAACCCCUCACUCUCCACAACAAUCGCCUAAGAUAACGGUGCCCCUGCCACGCCGCCAAUCUAGACAUUCACUAUCGCGCUCCUCGCCUUCUAACUCCUUGCGAUCUCCCUCUCUCUCCAAGCCAAAGCAAUAUGUUGGAGUUGAUGCCGCUACCCAAUACUCUCCCAUGGAACCUUUCGAUCCAAUGGUCCCCUUACGAUCUGCCCAGGUAUCGGGUCCAAGGAUAUCGAGCUCCACCGCCGCGAAAACAGCGACACCGACGACCGCACCGCCUCAGCCCAGGCCACAAUCCGUCUCACAAGAAAAUUCUUCCGAGCCUACACCCUCACCCAGCAGACAUGCGAGAAGCCAAUCUCAAACGCUCUCUCCUAAUAAGAGACGCAAGUCACAGGAUCCUAUCAGGCCCAACCCGUCUUCGUCGGUAGUGGCAUCAAGUCAACCGAGUACGCCUAAAAGGUCGAAACCCAAUGAAUGUCCCCCUAGAGCAUUACCUCUGAGAUACGAGUUGUGCGAGGUGGAGGAUAUGGUAAUUCUUAUCUCGAAUAUGCUUGGAGAGCUGAUUGAGACAAACGAUUCGAUAGCCAUGAAAAGUGGCCAUCUCACACGGUUUCAUUCUAGGACGGCACCAGCCAUCUCCGUCCUGGACUAUUUACAGCGGCUUGCGAAACAUGCCACUUUAACUCCGCCUCUUCUCCUCUCCAUGGUAUCUUAUAUCGACCGUCUAUGCGAGUACUAUCCCGAUUUCACGAUCAACACUUUGACCGUACAUCGUUUCCUGAUCACUGCGGCGACGGUAGCGGGGAAGGGUUUGUCGGAUUCAUUCUGGAAUAAUACCUUCUAUGCACGAGUAGGCGGUGUGAAGGUAGCAGAAUUGAAACUACUAGAACUCGAGUUCUUAACCCGGGUAGACUGGAGGAUAGUACCAAAUCCCGAAGUACUAGUGGCCUACUAUAAAGGGCUCGUCGCACGUUGCGCCGGAUACGUUUUAGAAGGGGAGCAAUCCUCUUCACCUGACAACGAGAACGAACCUGAAGACACCAAGGAUUUAUAGAUUAUGAUAGAAGACACGAAGGGAAGGCAGUGGAGAGGACCCCGCAGCAAAAGCAAGUAAAGGUCUUACUCGGGACAUUAGGUGCGCAUAUCGAGAAUAUUUUGAUCCAGGAGUUUUCCGGGGGCAUUGGUUGCAUUUGGCGUUAAAUGCACAGGGAUUGGGUCAACACGAUUGGUUGGUUAGAGACAUGGCGAUUCCAUUUUACGACGACAAGGAGAGCCUAGGACAUACCCAACUGGUUGUGAUGUUCAUAGUGAGAGUACGAAGUUCGAGGGGGUUACCAGGGAGUGUUUCCUCUUCAUGACGAUGCAGCUAUGAUCUAACAGCCAGAUAAUGAACCUAUAUGCUUUUCUACAUUUUAAAUCGAAACCAAUUCCAGCUCAAA